AUGAGACAUAGUGCGAAAAAUACUGUAAGACGUAGUGUGAAAAAUACCAUGAGACGUAGUACAAAAAAUACUAUGAGACAUAGUGCAAAAAAUACUGUAAGACGUAGUGUGAAAAUACUUGCGAAAAAUGCUGUGAGAUGUAGUGCAAAAAAUACUAUGAGAUGUAGUGCGAAAAAUACCAUGAGACGUAGUGUGAAAAAUACCGUGAGACAUAGUGCAAAAAUACUGUGA
Racocetra fulgida is the source of this 231-nucleotide messenger RNA. The record is from the annotation of a GenBank genome assembly. NCBI's taxonomy places the organism in Eukaryota, Fungi, Glomeromycota, Glomeromycetes, Diversisporales, Gigasporaceae.